Molecule: messenger RNA, 246 nt
Organism: Adineta steineri
Lineage: Eukaryota; Metazoa; Rotifera; Eurotatoria; Adinetida; Adinetidae
Source: the annotation of a GenBank genome assembly
AUGACGUCUGAACCUACAACGAUAGCUGUUAAAGAACAAAUUCGUCAAGAAAACGGUAAACUGAGUUCAUUAAAAAGUCUUUAUUUCAAUAGAAGCCAUGUUAAUGGCCCAAGGAUAGGUAAUAUUCAGAGAUGGGCAACUCCGGAGUUAAUUCCACUAGCUACAAGAGAACUUAGCUACAACUCCAUAGCAACCAUCGUCGGGAUAAUUGGGCGUCGUCCUCCUCAAUCAUAUGCAAUACCAUAA